Aegilops tauschii subsp. strangulata is the source of this 955-nucleotide messenger RNA. NCBI's taxonomy places the organism in Eukaryota, Viridiplantae, Streptophyta, Magnoliopsida, Poales, Poaceae. The record is from RefSeq and is a predicted model, not a curated record.
CUAGGGAGAUGUCCCAUCCUCCUCGCGCCGCCACUCCUAUUGUCUCCUCCCGCCUCGGGUUCUUCCCCGAUCCAAAAUCCUCCCUCGAAUUUCCAACCGGACCAAUUCCCUCGUCGUCGCCCAAGUUCCACCCCAACCAGAGCAGCCCCAUCCCCGCAGGAGCGCCCUCGGCCUCCUCUGUUUUUUCCUCGCACCCGUAGUAGCAGCUCCACACGCCCGUGGAUCCCCUUUGCCUUGCCUGAGCUCACCGGGGAGCAGAGCACCACGGCGCCCGAGUUCCUGCGCCCCCUCUUGAUCCAGGAGGCCGAGCUCCCUUGCCUGAGGCCGCCGUCUUUGACCGGCCUCGUCAGACGCCAUCGCCCUGCUGCCUUCUCCUUCCUGUUCGAUCCGGAGGAGAGGAGCUCCGCCAUGGCCCCGCCGUCAAGCAGCUCGACCCCGCCGCGGCCUCAAGUCCUCUGCCCGUCGCCAUGAACGCCGCAGGAGCACCAACGCCACUAGCAGCCGUGCGCCUCCUCCCUCGUCCCAGCGGAGCCCCGUCCUCCCCGCGCCUGUCCCGUGUGCCCGGCGCUCCAACCCCAAGAAGCAGCAGCGCCCGAGCGCUCCUCUCCUCGCCGCUCCUCCACCGCCCUGCUCAGUUCGUCGCCGUCUCCGCAAGAUCCGGCGAGGCCCUGCGUUCCCAGCCUCGUCCCCGCCUCCAGGCCGCCACUGCGUCCCCUGCUUGUCGUCGCGCCGGCUUCUGCUUCCUCUUCUUCAAGCAGGAGUUCUGCUCGUCCCGCGCGCCUGAACACCGAGCAGCUGCGCUCGUUCUCGAGAGCGUUGACCAAGGCCCAGCGCCGCCCCAGCCUCGUCCGGCCCAGCCGCCCCCUCUCCACCAGCAAGCCAGAUCUGGCCCGUGCUUCGGUUUCAUUCCGGAGUUGUGAGGAUUCGUUCGACUACAUCCGUUUGUCUUCUUCAU